ACGAAUGCAAGAAAUAACAGGCAACUCGAAAACCGCUAAGUUUAAAAUUUGUUAAUAUUUCAUUUCUACCGCUUAAAUUUGAUAAAGUUUUCAAUAUUAAAUUAGUUUAUGUUGUUAAAUCUGUGGAACUGAGUUCUGAGUUUGUUUAUAUGUAAAUAGUUGGCUAAAAAUUGGCCUUAGGUCGAUUUCAGUUAACUGAUCAAGUAUAUGCGAAAACGAUAUACAAUAGGAUAGAGAAAAUGAAGUCUCCUUUGCCUGUGCCAGAGUUCCUAGAGGAAAACAACCUUUCACUGUCAUUCAAAGAUCCCUACAGAAGAAACAAAGUUCAGCGGCCACCAAAACCACCCAAACUGUAUCCUAAGUUCGACAGUAGUUUUGGUCGAACUUCUAAUGGUUCCCAUUCAGCACACGCCAUUUCAUUCAAAAGUAAUGGAUCGCAGCUGAGCUCGCUUUACCGGCCGGAACAGCGGGAGUCCUACUACGAACAGUGUUUCGAGCAGAUCGUCAAAGUAGGGGAAGGUUCGUUCGGUGAGGUGUUUAAAGUAAGAAGCAAACUCGAUGGAUGCUUCUAUGCGGUGAAAAAAUCGAAGGAGCUCUUUCGUGGUGAGAAUUAUCGUCACGAACGGCUCGAGGAAGUUCGACGGUACGAGCAAUUCAGUGAACAUGAGAAUUGUAUCAAGUUGUAUCAAGCGUGGGAACAGGAAGAUAGGCUGUAUAUGCAAAUGGAGCUCUGCAAAGGAAGUUUGGAAGACUACGUAUGUGAACAGCGUUUUAUACCGGAGGAAAAAAUAUGGGCCAUACUGUUGGACUUGUUACUGGGCUUGAAAAGUUUGCAUGAUCGGAAUUUGAUUCACUUGGAUAUUAAACUGGAUAAUAUUUUAAUCACAGACGAUGGGGUCUGUAAAUUAGCUGACUUUGGACUCGUGUUCGAUUUGAACAAUAUGAAUCUCAAUCACGCAACAGAGGGAGACUCCCGGUACAUGGCACCAGAGCUGAUGGAAGGCCGUUACACGAAAGCGGUAGAUAUUUUUAGUCUUGGGAUAGCGAUAUUGGAGCUAACCUGCAACGUUCAGCUACCUUCGAAUGGACAUCUUUGGCAGAACUUGCGAAGUGGAGUGCUUCCGAACGAGCUUCUGUCUCGAAGAUCCAGUGAACUGCAGGACGUGAUACGAUGGAUGAUGUGUCCAGUGCCAGAAAGUCGACCUUCGGUCGAUACACUGCUAAAGUUUCCGAGAAUUGUUUCAAUACAUCGCGAGAGACGACGUUGGCACUUAGUGCGCGGAAUUCGAUCCUACAUGCACCGAAAGAUGUGCAAUCUAAGAUGCUUAUUGGCCAGUUUGGUAAUUUCAAUUGUAAAUUGUUUACGGCUCAAACACGCAAAGCCGCCGAUGCACGGCGUUGGACGCAAAGGACAUCUGGACAGUCACAAUCGAAGUUAUUGUAACGGAAUUAAUAGCAGUGUGCGGACGUGCCUGAUGAAGGAUUUCGACGAUGAACUGGAGGAUAAUUUACUCACGUCAUCCGGAGAGCUAGACGUAUCAGCUAGCAGCGGUGGAACGGGAAUCCAAAUUACACCAACUUUCAACAAUUCUGUGCCUACGCAUACGCCGAAUGCAAGGAUGAUGAAUUCAACUCCGCUGAAUCACAGUCACGCGGGACUCAGGUUGCGAUUCCGAAAUCACGCUAUCGAUACACCAUCCGGAAACGGAAGUUUCGAUUCAGCCGAAGAUGAUAUUUCGUUUGCCAUGGAUUCUAAUCAUAGCUACGGUGCAGAAGAGUUACAACAGUCACGUCACUCGUUGCUGAAUCAUGCUUCGGCGGGUGUCAGUGAGUCUUCCUAUCUCACGAAAAAGAAAUUAUUCUUCAAGUCAGACGAAUCAGACUAGCUUAGCUUUGUUGAGGUUGGUUCCUUGUUUCGAAUAGCAGCACAUAAUCGUUUCCCGAGUCCAAAACGAACCGUGAUUACCAGCUGGAGUCUGGUAAAGACACUCAAUCGCACAGUCGGUUCCAUCGAUCUGAUAACCAACCGAAUUCUACUCAGGAAGGUCACGUUGGUGGUUAGUGUCCAUCUCUGCAUCGAUACCAGUACGUACUGCGAUUCGCUCACGAAGUGACACCAAAAAUUUAACAAUUCCAACGCGAACAGGUGAUCUAUUUAGCUUUUAGCCCAGUCUAAAGAACUGAUACUAACUAACGGUAGCGCUAGCAAAGAUAUAAAGAAAUGAAAAUACUUGUGAUAUUUGAGGGAACAGAUAUGAAAUAAUUCUGAAAGUUUGUUUAAUUUUGACGUGUGAAACAUUAAAUAGUGUUUAUUCAAAAAUGAAUAAAAUUAGAUAAAUGAAAUCGAUUCCUUAGUAAUAUAACUAGAAGAAGGCAUGGUAAAACAAAACGUUUUACGGUGUAGUGAGUGUUGAAAAUAGGAUAUCAAAUAUCAUUCAAUAGCCAGCAUUUCUCCGACAUUUAUUUUUCCUUAUAGAAUUUCUAUAUAAUAAUAAUGCAAUAAAACAGUAUUUUUAUCAUCCGCAAAA
Molecule: messenger RNA, 2528 nt
Organism: Malaya genurostris
Lineage: Eukaryota; Metazoa; Arthropoda; Insecta; Diptera; Culicidae
Product: membrane-associated tyrosine- and threonine-specific cdc2-inhibitory kinase
Exons: 4
Coding region: 240-1886 (548 amino acids)
Biological process (GO): protein phosphorylation
Molecular function (GO): ATP binding; protein kinase activity
Source: RefSeq, a predicted model, not a curated record